Messenger RNA from Amoebophrya sp. A120, 1842 nucleotides. NCBI's taxonomy places the organism in Eukaryota, Dinophyceae, Syndiniales, Amoebophryaceae. The record is from the annotation of a GenBank genome assembly.
UGUCAAUGUUUUGCUUUUGCACUACUGUGAUGCCCGUAGGUAGUUUUUGUUUUCGCUACGGGGACCUAGUAUUCCGAGUCGUACUAGAAACCAAGACAAUCGGAAUGUGAAUCAGAACACAGCGAGCAGUAGUUCUUUGAUUUAGGUGUCUCUCCUUAUAAUUUUCGACGUCGAUCAGCUACAAUGCCGGUUCGAGUUCCGCAAAGUUUCGCUUCAUGCGUGUUGUGGAAUGUUCUGGCAAUUGUGCUGACUUGCAAUAAUUUAAUGCCUUUCAUCACCUGCACGACAAAUGCACCCUUCUGCGCCACCGUCACCCCCGCAGCAGCUGUGAGAUUGACUUCAACAGUCGGCGAUGGGGAGGGAUCUUUCGCCAGGAAGAUAAGCGAUGUCGGCAGUAGCAGAGUUUCGAGCUCCAGUAGCGUUGGCGGAACAACGACGGUCGGCACCAAUUACAACGUGUCGAGGACCUAUUCAGAGUCCACAGCGCGCGAUUCCGAGCCUGGAGAACCUUUUCCGGAGCAAGAUGUGGGAGUGUUGGACGCAGUGAGUAGAGCGGACGAGGGGAGCACGGCGCCGCUAGCCCUUCCGCGUACCGUCACGCAGCCCAAGAAAAGUUCCGAAAUCGACACGAUGGAACUGGUUGACAAUGGGGAAAAACUAGUAUACGGGGGAAACAUUUCCGAUCGUCUUGUACUGCCCGCGCCGGAAAAAAAAGUAAAACCCACCCCGGUCGUUCUGUGCGAGAAGAAAAACACUAGCCGUGAUCACGAUAAGGUCGUGGUCGCAGAUCUCCUGAUUCCGCGAUCCGGCAGCUUCUUGCCUGACCGCGCGAAUUCGUUAUCGUCCAGCUGUUCCACUGCGACGCCGGAGAGCAGUUAUGCAAGCACGUGCGUGACGCCCCUCUCGGCGCUGCUUGACAUACGGCAAUGGGAGGAGGAUUCAAUGGAAGAACCGGAACCAGAAAAGGGACCUGUGGAAAAGAGCCCGGGUUUGGGUGCAGCAACUUCAGCGCGUCCUGGAAAAAGCUCUUCCGCAGCUUUCGGAGCCGCACCAUCUCCGACGACCGCAGCAGCACCAUGGAAGGAGAAGCACAGUGCAACAUGGCCGGGGAGCAGUAGAAGUACUAGUAGCAGCGUGCCACGCCAGGGUGCGGGAGGCAGCAACGCAGGGAAAAAUAAGCCCAGGCGCAAAGGUGGGGGUCUAGCGCUUGAAAAACCCAUGCCAACUGUAACGGAGCAGAGAGUGAUUACGCGCUCGGAUGAAAAUAGCGGCGACCGGAUAGUCGUCCAGGUGAUCGACUCUCCUUCCGUGGAGCUUUUUCGGCGGAAAAGAGACCCGACCUCGGGAAAAAAAGUAGAAGAACCAGCGGGACAUGUUUACAUGCGACCCUGGGAUGAGCAGCGUGAGUAUGGGACGAUGGUGUAUUCCCGGCUCGAGGAGCCGACAAGGGGGACACAGGAAUCCGCUUGACUGUGAGGGUUUACGGCGUUAUUUGCAACCGGGUAAUUAUGCAACGAAUGAAGUAGAGAUGGUUAGUACUUAUUACUUGAGAAGAUCCACAUGCAGUAGCAAUGGCGAUUCUCCGCUUCACGAUCUGCCGCUGAAAGGCAAGACUUAUUUCUAAAUUGGAAUACAGUUUGGUUGGUUUUCAAAAUGCAUAUGUUGAACGAGUUAUGAUUUCUGCAAGUAGGGCAGCCGAAUAAGAACAAGAGCAGAUCGUGUGCGCACGUUGAACUUUUGUUUGUCAGAAAUUUAAAUCUGCAGUGUUUGGUGGAUCGUCGUGCUUUUUGAUGAAAAUGCAAUCGACGCGCAAUUGAGCCAGUUCUGCUAUCGUUGGUGCCG